UGGCGCUGUUCCUCCCAGCCUCAGCGUAGGAAGGGGUUAAACUUGGAGUUGUUGUGAGCUUUUGGCAGCGGUCUGGUGAGGGGGGCUCCUCUGGUGACUGAAGCCACAGCCAAUAGAGAAGGCGCAUCCCUUCCCCCUUUUCUUUCCCUCCCUCCCUCCCGAGAGCGGUGCAGCUGAGGAAAGCGAGAGAAGCCCUUCAUAGAGAAUAAUUCCUCCGCCUCCUCCUCCCGGGAUCCAGGGCGUAGUGUACAUGUCUCAAGCCGGACCUCGCAGCAGCCUAGGCGGAGGGCGCUGCCGCCCAUCUCCCUGAGCAGCCUGCCCCGCACCCCCAGGAUUUCUGUGCACGUUUAUGUCCCCGGCUUAGGCGGGGAAGCCGCGAUCGCCUCGUUAUUGGAUUCGUGUGGAUUGCUCUUUUAUUGCUAUGUCAUCCGCCACCAUAGCCUCCUCCCGGAGACAGUCCUGCUACUUAUGUGACUUGCCGCGUAUGCCAUGGGCUAUGAUCUGGGACUUCACCGAGCCCGUGUGCCGAGGCUGCGUCAACUACGAAGGAGCGGAUCGGAUCGAGUUCGUCAUCGAGACGGCCCGGCACUUAAAGCGGGCCCAUGGCUUCCAAGAGGGUAGGUCCCCGGGGCCCCCUAGCUCCUCGUCCUCUAGCAGCUCCUCGGUCAAGCCUCAGCUCACCGUCAAGGAGAUGGCGCAGAUCGGCCACACGGUGGGGGGGCCAGAAGGCGUCUCUAGAGCCUCCCAGCAGCCUCCUCCGCCGCAGUGCCUGGACCGCUACCCGCUGGUGGGAGAAAGGCCGCCGCCCCGCCUGGGCUCGGAUUACAGCGUCGGGCGGCCGGUGAACGGCAUUCUCCUCCCCAAUGGCUUUCCCAAACCGGAGGAGCCGCCGGAGCUGAAUCGCCAGAGCCCCAAUCUUCGCAGGACUAGCGCAGUGCCGACCUCCCUGGGCGCUUUGAUGAAUGGAUCGCCGAUGGGAGCCCGGGCUCCUCCGCUGGGGAUCAGCGCCGCCUCUUUAGUAGCAGCAGCGGCCGCCACGACGUCCGGAGACGUGGGGACUAAGCGGCUAGGCUCUGUGUCCAGCAGCGAGCACGAUUCCAAGGAGAAGCACCGGGCGGAUAGUUACUCCGAGCUGGGGGAGAAUCACAAGGGGAGGGAAGAAUGGAUCAGCAAGCCCAAGACGGUCAGGGACACGCUUAUGGCCAUGCAGCACAAUCACUCGCCGUUCGAUACCAAAUUCAAAAAGGAUCCCGCUGCGGGGAGGUCUCUGGGCUUUGAUGCCAAUGGUGGGGGCAGCGGGGCUGGCUCCCGUGCUGCUCGGAAGCGAAAGACCUCUCCAGAGCCAGAAGGAGAAGGUGGUUCUGUUAAGAUAAAUGGUGAAGGACAGUCAUGGUUGCCAGGAGUGGAUGGUCUUAAGAUUUCUACAAUGACAGGUUCGACAGGUUCUUCAUUUAUAUCCCCACCUGCAACGGUUUCUCCUCAUUCCAACCGCACCACACCACCUGAAGCUGCACAAAAUGGCCAGUCUCCAAUGGCUGCUUUAAUACUGGUGGCUGAUAAUGCUGGUGGCAGCCAUGCCUCUAAAGAUGCAAACCAGGUUCACUCUACAACUAGGAGAAACAGUAACAGUCCACCCUCACCUUCCUCUAUGAACCAAAGAAGAAUGGCUCCAAGGGAAGUUCCAAGCCAACUGCCUGGUGGUGGAACAUCAUCCCAUACAGGAAUGGAACCGGUUCACCCCCAAAGCAUUCCUGAUUCUUCCAUACCAAACAGUAUACCACUGUGUUGCACUCUAUGCCAUGAGCGUCUUGAGGACACACAUUUUGUGCAGUGCCCUUCAGUACCUUCUCACAAAUUUUGCUUUCCUUGUUCAAGGCAAAGUAUUAAACAACAAGGAUCAUCAGGUGAAGUGUAUUGCCCAAGUGGGGAAAAAUGUCCCCUGGUGGGAUCAAAUGUACCAUGGGCAUUUAUGCAGGGAGAAAUUGCAACGAUUCUUGCUGGAGAUGUCAAAGUGAAAAAGGAGAGAGACUCUUGACUUAAUUAUUUUUAAUUUUGUUUGUUUUUUUUUGCUUUAUAGCCACCAUAAUCUUACUAAACUUCUUACAGUGUGUGUGUGUGUGUGAUAUGUAGGAAAUAUAUAUUUACACACAACGUGUAGACUGCUUAAACAUGGCUGUAUACUUCUUAAUUUCUGAAUACAUUUUUGUUAAAUUUUUGUUCCUUUCCUGAAAACAAAGGUAUGUAUUGAUCAGAAAGGUCUUCUUGUUAUAUUUGCAAGUGUUUGUUCUUAUACAGUGACAGUUACUGUUCAGUGUAGGCUGUGACUUGAGAUGCUUUUUAGAGCACUUGGAAAAACAGAUAUGCUUUUAGCUGUAUUUGUAUGCACUUGUUAAAAUGCCAAAUACAUUUUAUGACAUUGUAAAUUGUCUCUGGUUACUCAUUUUCUUUGAGAUUACGCUUUUUUUUAAUUGUAAAAUUUAUUGAUGUAAUUUGAACCACUGGGUGAU
Molecule: messenger RNA, 2507 nt
Organism: Nanorana parkeri
Lineage: Eukaryota; Metazoa; Chordata; Amphibia; Anura; Dicroglossidae
Gene: IRF2BP2
Product: interferon regulatory factor 2 binding protein 2
Exons: 3
Coding region: 422-2035 (537 amino acids)
Biological process (GO): regulation of transcription by RNA polymerase II
Cellular component (GO): nucleus
Molecular function (GO): transcription corepressor activity
Source: RefSeq, a predicted model, not a curated record